Moneuplotes crassus is the source of this 323-nucleotide messenger RNA. The record is from the annotation of a GenBank genome assembly. Lineage: Eukaryota; Ciliophora; Spirotrichea; Euplotida; Euplotidae.
GGUUUUUAUAUUGAAAAUUAUGGUCUACUUGUGAUUACGAAUUCCAUAGGGAUCAUCUCUAGCUGAGAUCUCUGCCUGAUGCAUAGAUGAUGAGUAAGGGUCAAGGCUGCUAUAACCAUCAUUCAUCCCACCAACUCUUUCCUUCUGAACAUUAUCUUUAAUAGCUUUAGACAAGUCACGACUAAAUUUCAUUUCUGGUGAUUGACCUGCAGAUCUCUGCGCCCUCGCUUGAGUUUGUUGUCUCGUCUGUGAGCUGCCUGAAAGUUUAUGUAGAACUCCUUGAACCAGCAUAUAGCCUCCAAAGACUCCAAUGAACCCAGCUC